AUGGCAUUCUUCUCAGGCCCUCGAGCCCUGCCCCCAACAUCAGUGGAGAGCACCACACCAAUCAGCCAAGCGCAAGCGCAAGAGUUCCUCCGCGCCUACCUCGACCGCGCGAACACCGACCCUUCAUUGCAACCCAACGCCGGCAUUAGCGAGCACGGCCCCGUCUCGCGGACGACCGCCGCAGCACCAAACCUGAUCUUGCACAACCUGAAGCGCGUUCAAGCAGGUUUGGCGGGUGAGCUUCUCGGCCGCGACUUGACGUCCGCAAAGCAGAACCCCGGGGAAGAAUACACAGAGGGUGCGGCCGAGGUCGCACCCAAGAAUGAGGACGAGGACCACGAUCUUACCAUGAAUGAUGCCGACUUUGGUGGAGAGGCGGAGGCUUUCGCGGAACAGGAAGAUGGCCUUGAUAAGGAAGAGCGCAAGCGCAAGAAGAAGGAGAGACGACUGGCGGAGAAAAAGGGAAAGGCCCAGAAGGCUAAGGAAGAGGCCGAGGACUCUGAUUAG
Penicillium olsonii is the source of this 507-nucleotide messenger RNA. Lineage: Eukaryota; Fungi; Ascomycota; Eurotiomycetes; Eurotiales; Aspergillaceae. The record is from the annotation of a GenBank genome assembly.